GACCUUCUUUUUUCGCGAACAUGCAUAUUAGAAAAAGAGAUAGUGUGUGAGUGUUUUUUCUAAGCAUGAACUUUUAGGUCACUAUGAACACGAGAAAAGCUAUCAUUAGACCUCUCAAAUCCGGCACCAUAAGUUCUAUGAGAAACAUGUACCUUUUACUGCUCCAUUAUCUGAUUCUUGCAACAUUGGGGCAGGUUUCUGGAGAUCACUAUCACCAUUCAUUGGAAAGUGAUAGAGCGGCACUUAUGGAAUUCAAGAGGACUAUUUCAGCUGAUCCGCAUUCCACGCUUGCAAACUGGAAUGAGCUGGUGGAUGUAUGCAACUUUACUGGAGUCAGGUGCAACAAAAAGCGUCAUCGCGUUCACAAACUAGUUCUCAUCGACAAAGGACUUGUUGGGCUUUUAUCACCGUUUCUUCUUAAUCUCACCAGGCUUCAAGUUCUCCAGCUGGAUGGAAACAACUUGCACGGCUCAGUACCGGAUUCCUUCUCUUCUUUUUCCAAACUUAUUCUACUUACCCUCGCAGAGAACAACUUAACCGGUACUCUUCCACCUUCCUUGUUCUCAAACUGCACUUCAUUGAAAAAUGUAGACCUCUCCCACAACCUCCUUAUAGGAACCAUCCCAUCAGAUAUUGGUAAGUGCCCAUAUCUGUGGAAUCUCAAUUUGUAUAAUAAUCAAUUUACAGGAGAGAUACCCUCCUCUUUAUCCAAUUUAUCAGCCAUGUAUAAUUUGGAUUUAGAGUACAAUCAUCUGUCAGGUGAAUUACCUGGCCAAGUAAUGGCACAGCUACCUAGCCUGAACUUUCUUCACUUGUCAUAUAACAACAUGAUCAGUCACAACAACAACACUAAUCUAGACCCAUUCUUUGCUGCACUUGCAAACUGCACUAGAUUGAGGGAGAUUGAACUUGCUGGUAUGGGCCUCGGAGGAAGUUUGCCUAGUUCUAUUGGAAGGCUCAGUACCACGGUAAAUAUCGUGUUGCUACAAGAGAAUCAGAUAUUUGGAUCAAUUCCUCCUGCAGUGGGAAAUCUUUGGAAUCUUUCACAGCUCAAUUUGACAUCCAAUCUUUUGAAUGGAACUAUUUCUCCAGAAAUAAGCCGGAUGAAGAACUUGGAGCAGCUGUCGUUAUCAUACAAUGACUUCACUGGUGAGAUUCCAGCAGCACUAGGACAAUUGCGUCGACUUGGUCUUCUGGAUUUGUCACACAACAAUUUAUCUGGUACAAUUCCUGAGAAUUUGGGAAAUUUGGAUAAAUUAAUUUUUCUGUUCCUUAACAACAACAACCUUUCUGGAGAGAUACCUCCAAGCUUAGGGCAAUGCAGAGAUCUGGACAAGCUAGACUUGUCCUACAACAAGUUGACAGGAAUUAUUCCUCCACAAAUAUCAGCUAUAAGCGAGAUCAGGAUGUAUCUGAAUCUUUCACAUAACUACCUACAGGGUCCUUUGCCAAUUGGACUGAGUAAGUUAGUAAAUGUACUAGAGAUCGAUCUCUCAGCGAAUAACCUGAGUGGACAUAUAUUCCCUCAGUUAUCGAGUUGCAUUGCCGUGAGGAUAUUGAAUUUCUCAAAGAAUUUCCUUGUUGGCCAACUUCCAGAAUCCUUGGGUGAUCUUAAAAACCUUGAAGCUUUUGAUGUUUCCAACAACAGCAUAACUGGAGCAAUCCCGGCGAGUUUAAGUAAUAUCAGAAGUCUUACAUUUCUCAAUUUUUCAUAUAACAACUUUACUGGAAAGCUUCCCUCAGGUGGAUUCUUUGACACUGCUACAAACCUCUCUUUCCUAGGCAACGAACAUAUCUGUGGGCGAGGGCCAGGAAUUCAAAAAUGCCAUCAGGAACACCAUUAUUUUCAUUCACGUGUAUUCUUGAUUAUAUUCUGUGUUGUCAUAUCUGUCUCAGCUUUUUUCUCCACCAUAUGCUGUGUGCUCGGAUACAGGCAUGUGCAAAGAAGAAUUUCUACAACCACAAUUGAGACAGAAACAAAUUCAGAGCCAGAGCUGAUGCCCAAUUUCCCAAGAAUGCCUUAUAAACAACUCUCAGAGGCUACCGGAGGAUUCAAUGAGCAGAAUUUGAUUGGAUCAGGCAGCUAUGGACGUGUCUAUAAGGGAGUUCUUCCAGAUGGGAUAGCAGUGGCAGUCAAAGUUCUACAAUUACAAACUGGUAAUUCAACAAAGAGUUUUACACGAGAAUGUGAGGUCCUUAGGAGGAUUCGGCAUAGAAACCUCAUUCGGAUCAUAACAGCUUGUAGUUUACCUGAUUUCAAGGCUCUUGUUCUUCCAUAUAUGGUGAAUGGGAGCUUAGAGAGUCGUAUGUACCAGUAUCCUGGCACCACCCUUCGUUCUGAUUCUUCAGACUUGAACCUUAUUCAGAUGGUCAAUAUUUGCAGUGAUAUUGCUGAAGGUAUGGCAUAUCUUCAUCAUCAUUCUCCUGUUAGGGUAAUCCACUGUGAUCUUAAACCCAGCAACGUUCUUCUCAAUGACGACAUGACAGCUUUGGUCUCUGAUUUUGGCAUAGCAAGGUUGGUUAUGACAAUCGGAGGGAAUGCUCCUGUAAUUGAGAAUAUGGGUGACUCUACAGCAAAUAUGUUAUCCGGAACUAUAGGAUAUAUUGCACCAGAGUAUGGAUUUGGAUCAGGCACCUCCAUCAAGGGAGACGUUUACAGCUUCGGAGUUCUGGUUUUAGAGAUGGUGACGAGAAAGAGGCCAACAGAUGAUAUGUUUACUGGAGGUCUAAGCCUGCAUACAUGGGUAAAAAGUCACUAUCAUGGAAGGAUGGAGAAAAUAAUAAACUCUAAUAUGGUGAGAGCUAUUCAAAAUCAGUCCCCUGAAGUGAAAAGAAUGUGGGAAGUCGCUGUAGGAGAAUUGAUUGAGCUAGGUAUUCUUUGUACCCAGUCUAACCCCUCUGCAAGGCCUACAAUGCUUGAUGCUGCUGAUGAUUUGGAUCGACUGAAGAGAUACCUUGGUGGGGAAACCACUGCGACAUUCGCCUCCUCUCUUGGAAUGUCAUCUUCUACUAUAGGUGAUGACUAGGUGACACCAAUACAUACUCAUGCACAAAGAUUUAUUUUCUUUAUGAAACAUAUUUCUACUCAUAGUUGACUUGUGGAAUCAAAAACUCAGACUGUCUGGGGACUGAUAAAUAUGAAAUUAGUAAAUUACAGUAACAAAUUCCCGCUACUUCUUAGUUA
This is a messenger RNA of Daucus carota subsp. sativus, 3184 nucleotides long. RefSeq names its product putative leucine-rich repeat receptor-like serine/threonine-protein kinase At2g24130. The record is from RefSeq and is a predicted model, not a curated record. The transcript is spliced from 2 exons. Lineage: Eukaryota; Viridiplantae; Streptophyta; Magnoliopsida; Apiales; Apiaceae. Bases 84 to 3026 code for a protein of 980 amino acids. Gene Ontology annotation, molecular function: ATP binding; protein binding; protein kinase activity. Gene Ontology annotation, biological process: protein phosphorylation.